Marmota flaviventris (yellow-bellied marmot) is the source of this 5660-nucleotide messenger RNA. It is a transcript of the gene Lmo7, whose product is annotated as LIM domain 7. Gene Ontology annotation, biological process: regulation of cell adhesion; regulation of signaling. Gene Ontology annotation, molecular function: protein binding. The record is from RefSeq and is a predicted model, not a curated record. Lineage: Eukaryota; Metazoa; Chordata; Mammalia; Rodentia; Sciuridae.
CUCUCCCUCUUUUGCCCUAGCCAUGGAAGGGAUGGAGGAUGCAGAGGCCGACUGCUCUGUAGCGUUCGCGGAGGCUCAGAGAUGGGUGGAGGCAGUAACAGAGAAGAAUUUUGAAACACGGGAUUUUCGGGCCUCUCUAGAAAAUGGUGUUCUGUUGUGUGAUUUGAUUAAUAAGCUUAAGCCUGGAAUCAUUAAGAAGAUCAAUAGACUGUCCACACCAAUAGCAGGUUUGGAUAAUAUAAACGUAUUUUUGAAAGCUUGUGAACAGAUUGGAUUGAAAGAAGCCCAGCUUUUCCAUCCUGGGGAUCUACAGGAUUUAUCUAAUCGAGUCACUGUCAAACAAGAAGAGACUGAUAGAAGAUUGAAAAAUGUUUUGAUAACAUUGUACUGGCUGGGAAGAAAAACACAAAAUAACCCCUACUACAGUGGUCCCUAUCUUAAUUUGAAAGCAUUCGAGAAGCUUUUAGGACAAGCUCUGACUAAGGCACUUGAAGACUCCAGCUGCCUGAAAAGAAGUGGCCGGGACAGUGGUUACGGUGAUAUCUGGUGUUCUGACCGUGGAGAAUUUCCUGCUCCUCCAGGCAACCAGAAGAGGGAAGAUUCCUUUGAAAGCUUAGACUCUUUGGGGUCCAGAUCAUUGACCAGCUGCUCCUCAGAUAUCACAUUGAGAGGAGGACGUGAAGGUUGCGAAAGUGACACAGAUUUGGAAUUUACAUUCAAAAUGCAGGAUUUUAACAAAGAUGAUAUGUCCUAUCGAAGGAUUUCAGCUAUUGAACCAAAAUCUGCUUUACCAUUCAAUCGUUUUUUACCCAACAAAAGUAGACAGCCAUCCUAUGUGCCAGCACCGCUGAGGAAGAAAAAGCCAGACAAAAAUGAGGAUAACAGAAGAAGCUGGGCAAGCCCCGUCUACACAGAGGCAGAUGGGACAUUUUCAAGUAACCAGAGGAGAACUGGGAGCACCAAUGCAGAGAAUUGGGCAACAGUCCGAGAACCUUCAAAUUCCUCUCAUUACUUGGAAGAGGAAGAAGAAAAACCAACAAGGUUACCCAACAUUGUCAAGGAUGAUCUGUAUGUGCGAAAGCUAACUCAAGUCAUGCCAAAUCCAGGGAAUUCUUUUGAUCAGUUUCUUCCCAAAUGCUGGAUUCCAGAAGAUGUGAACUGGAAAAGAAUAAAAAGGGAAACCUCUAAACCGUGGUAUAAAGAAUUUCAGGGAUUCAGUCAGUUUUUAUUACUUCAGGCCCUCCAAACAUACUCUGAUGACAUCUUGUCUUCUGAAACAAAUAUCAGAAUUGAUCCCACUUCUGGCCCAAGGCUCAUAACCCGCAGAAAGAAUCUCUCUCAUGCACCAGGCUAUAGGGGAGAUGACUUUGAGAUGCCAACUCUGGAUCCCGACUUAGAAAAUGAUGAUUUCUUUGUGAGAAAGACUGGAGCUUUCCAUGCGAAUCCAUAUGUUCUCCGAGCUUUUGAAGACUUUGGAAGGUUCUCUGAGCAAGAUGAUUCUGUGGAGCGAGAUAUAAUUUUGCAGUGUAGAGAAGGUGAACUUGUACUUCCAGAUUUAGAAAAAGAUGACAUGAUUGUUCGCCGAAUUCCAGCACAGAAGAAAGAAGUGCCUCUGUCUGGGGCCCCAGAUAGAUACCAGCCAGUCCCUUUUCCUGAACCCUGGACUCUGCCUCCAGAAAUUCAAGCAAAAUUUCUCUGUGUACUUGAAAGGACGUGCCCAUCAAAAGAAAAAAGUAGUAGCUGUAGAAUAUUAGUUCCUUCAUAUCGGCAGAAGAAAGACGACAUGUUGAUUCGGAAGAUCCAGUCUUGGAAACUGGGAACUACAGUGCCUCCCAUAAGUUUUACCCCUGGCCCCUGCAGUGAGGCUGACUUACAGAAGUGGGAGGCCAUCCGGGAGGCUAGCCGACUUAGGCACAAGAAACGACUGAUGGUUGAGAGACUCUUUCAAAAGAUUUAUGGUGAGAAUGGGAGUAAGUCCAUGAGUGACGUCAGCGCAGAGGAUGUUCAGAACUUGCGUCAAUUGCGUUAUGAGGAGAUGCAGAAAAUUAAAUCACAAUUAAAAGAACAAGAUCAGAAAUGGCAGGAUGACCUUGCAAGAUGGAAAGAUCGUCGGAAAAGUUACACUUCAGAUCUACAGAAGAAAAAAGAAGAGAGGGAAGAAAUUGAAAAACAAGCACUUGAGAAGUCUGAGAGAAGCUCCAAAACGUUUAAGGAAAUGCUGCAGGACAGGGAAUCUCGAAAUCAAAAGUCUACAAUUACAUCUAGGAGGAUGUAUUCCUCCGACGAUGUUUUGAGUGAUGAAGAGCUACCUGCUACGCUGACUCAGUCCGAAGCCAGUUAUCAGAGCGAGAGAGUGGAAGAGGAGGGAACAACACAUCCUCCUGAGACUCCUAAAGAAGAGCCUAUAACUUUUAUGGAAAGACAGGACAGUGUAGCAUCUGAAGUUCAGUUUCCUUCUACAAGCUCUGCAGAAUACCCAGCCUCUUUGUCUUCUCAGCGUUCCCUGAGUAUGCAAAUAGAGUCAACUCGAGUUUCAUCUUCUCUCCCUAGAAGUUACCAGAAAACUGAUACAGCCAGGUUAACAUCUGUGGUCACACCGAGACCUUUUGGCACACAGUCAAGGGGAAUCUCAUCACUCCCUAGAUCCUUCACGAUGGAUGAUGGCUGGAAGUAUAAUGGAGAUGUGGAAGGUAGUAAGAGAAUCCAAAAUAAUUCAUUCAACACACCUGCCCAGAAGCCUGACAAUAGCCAGUUGGUCUCAAGCUCAUCCAGCAAGAGCGAGGCAGCUGCAGGAGAAGGUGUGGUGAGGUUGCCCUCUCCUACACCGACCUUCUCAUCUUUCUCCCAAGACCAUACUGCCACUUCUAAAGCCACAUUGUCUUUAAUGUCAGGCCCAAACUCAGUGUCUGAGUCGGGAGAAGGAAGAAAUUCACCACAAAGAGAGGUCUCCAGGUCCCAGGAUCAGUUCAGUGAUAUGAGAAUCAGCAUAAACCAGAUGCCUGGGAACAGCCUUGACUUUGGGUUUACAAUAAAAUGGGAUUUUUCCAGGAUCUUUGUGGCAUCAGUUGAGGAAGGUAGCCCAGCAGAAUUUUCUCAGCUACAGGUAGAUGAUGAGAUUAUUGCUGUUAACAACAUCAAGUUUACAUAUAAGGAUACAAAAGAGUGGGAGGAAACCAUGGCUCGUGCUCGAGAAACUGGAAACCUAGUGAUGGAUGUCAGGCGCCAUGGGAAGUCUGGUUCACCUGAAACAAAGUGGAUUGAUACAACUUCUGGAAUUUACAAUUCAGACAAGUCUUCAGAUUUAUCAGUAACAACUGAUUUCUCCGAAAGCCUUCAGAGCCCUACUUACACUGAAUCCAAAGAAAUCAAUGGAAUUCAUGAUGAAAGCAACACUAUUGAAUCAAAAGCAUCUGAACCCAUUUCUUUGAAAAACUUAAAAAGACGAUCACAAUUUUUUGAACAAGGAAGCUCUGACUCUGUGGUUCCUGAUCUUCCAGUUCCAACCCUCAGUGCCCCCAGUCGCUGGGCAUGGGAUCAAGAGGAGGAGCGAAAGCGGCAGGAGAGGUGGCAGAAGGAGCAGGACCGUCUACUUCAGGAAAAAUACCAACGUGAGCAAGAGAAACUGAGGGAAGAGUGGCAAAGGGCUAAGCAGGAGGCUGAGAGAGAGAAUUCCAAGUACUUGGAUGAGGAACUGAUGGUCCUAAACUCAAACAGCAUUUCUCUGACCACACGGGAACCUGCCAUUGCCACUUGGGAGGCCACCUGGAGUGAAGGGUCCAAGUCUUCUGACAGGGAAGGAACUCGAGCAGGAGAGGAGGAGAGGAGACAGCAGGAAGAGGAUGUUGUUCAUGAGGACCAAAGACAGAAGCUGCAGGAACAAUUCAUUCUUGAGAGAGAGGGGAAACUGAAGGAGCAACAAGCUCAGGAAGAACAGGAGAAGAAACAGCGGGAGGCUGAGGCUGAGGCGCAGAAGCACCGUGCAGAAGAGCAGAAGCGCCAGGCAGAGAUAGAGAGGGAAACUUCGGUCAAAAUAUACCAGUACAGGAGGCCUGUUGAUUCUUAUGAUAUACCAAACAAAGAGGAAGAAUCUUCAGGUUUUCUUCCUAGUGACAGGAAUAAAUCCAGAUCUACUACUGAAUUGAAUGAUUACUACACAAAUAAAAAUGGAAGCAACAAAUACUUGGACCGAAUUGGGGGUACAGGCUUUUCACAGAGAAGCUCCAAGAAAGAUUCAGCCCCCUCAGAAGCAGAGCUGGAGAGACAACAGAUUCUCCAGGAAAUGAGAAAGAGAACAUCCCUUCACCAUGACAAUAGCUGGAUCCGACAGCGUAGUUCCAGCAUAAAUAAAGAGCCCAUCUGUCUGCCUGGGGUCAUGAGAAGAGGUGAGUCUCUAGAUAACCUGGACUCCUCCCGAUCUGCUUCUUGGCGACAGUCCCCUUGGCUUGGUCAGCCUGCAGGCGUCUAUGCUUCUUCCUCUGUUCAAGACUUCAGUCGCCCACCACCUCAGCUGUUGUCCACAUCCAACCGUGCCUACAUGCGGAACCCAUCCUCCAGUGUGCUGCCUCCUUCUGCUGGCCCUGGGAAGGCCACCACGGGCGGAGUCACCAACCAGACCCCUGCCCCUCGCAGCCAUUCCCCUUCCACUCCACAGCCACAGCCACAGCCAGGCACUCAGCCCCGCAGCAGGUCAGUCAGUGGGAAGCGAGUGUGCUCCUACUGUAAUAACAUUCUGGGCAAAGGAGCUGCCAUGAUCAUCGAGUCCCUGGGUCUUUGUUAUCAUUUACAUUGUUUUAAGUGUGUGUCCUGUGAGUGUGACCUCGGAGGUUCUUCCUCAGGAGCCGAAGUCAGAAUCAGAAACCACCAGCUGUACUGCAACGACUGCUAUCUCAGAUUCAAAUCUGGACGGCCAACUGCCAUGUGAUGUAAGUCUCCAUAUGAAAGCACUGUUGCAGAUAGAAGAAGAGGUGCUUGCUGCUGAUGUAGAUCUAUAAAUAUGUGUCUGAUGUCUUUUUUGCUCAAAAAAAGAAUAACUCUUCUCCUUCUUCUUUUUGCUUUAUUAGAUUAUGUAGGACCAUUAUAGUCUUGGUAGACCCUAUAUUUUUGUUUGUUUAUUUAUAAGAAGGUAAUUUUGUGUGGAAAAAGUGCAGUAUUUACUUUUUUGAAGACAGCAUCAUAAAAGCACAAGGGAAAAAAUAAGAACUUAAAAAUAUUUUUGAGGCUGAUGAUGAUCAAGUUUUGACUAUUUAGUGGUGUUUUGAAGAGGGUAUUUUAUUGUUUUUUUUAAAAAAGUUCUUAAAACAUUAUUUGAAAUAGUUAAUAUAAAUAUAUAAUUGUACUUGCUCUGUUUAUUGUAUACUAAGUUAAUGUGGAAACACAUGAAAAUUUUCAUUUAAAUCCAUCCCUAAAUUUGCUUUCUGUAUCCUUUUUUUCCACCUAUGUAAUAUGAUUGAAAGAAAUUUUUAGCUUAUGUAACAUUUUAUUUUGCUUGAUGAGGAGAGCUCAGUUUUCUUCACCAGAACUGUUGCUAAGCAAUUCAGUAGAAAGCUGCUUAUUUUCACUAAUGAAAAAUAACCAUGGUUUGUAUCCUAGAAGUUUUCUUCAGAACCUAAUGAGCCUUUCUGUUCAGCUGCAUUUGUAAAUAAACUUGCUGAUGCAUUUAA